Messenger RNA from Diorhabda sublineata, 2438 nucleotides. It is a transcript of the gene phr6-4, whose product is annotated as cryptochrome-1. Gene Ontology annotation, biological process: negative regulation of DNA-templated transcription; circadian regulation of gene expression; entrainment of circadian clock by photoperiod. Gene Ontology annotation, molecular function: DNA binding; FAD binding. Lineage: Eukaryota; Metazoa; Arthropoda; Insecta; Coleoptera; Chrysomelidae. Bases 158 to 1753 code for a protein of 531 amino acids. The record is from RefSeq and is a predicted model, not a curated record. Gene Ontology annotation, cellular component: nucleus; cytoplasm. The transcript is spliced from 8 exons.
GAAGAAUUUACAUCACAUUAAAAUUCGCCAAGACAGUUGAAACGGAGCGCAAAAUUUUGAAUUGUAAUAGUGCUGAAAGUUCAUUUUUUAAAUUAGUGGUGAUACACUGGUACAACAGCAUUACCUUCCAAAAAUUAUGUAUCUUGAUGUCAAGUAGAUGAGCGGAAGUGCGUGUCACACAUCCAUUGGAGAUGAGAAACACACAGUACAUUGGUUCCGUAAAGGUCUGAGGUUGCACGACAAUCCAUCUUUAAAAGAAGGUAUCAAAGGGGCCAAGACGAUUCGUUGUGUUUUCGUCUUAGACCCUUGGUUUGCUGGUUCUUCUAGCGUUGGAGUCAACAAAUGGAGAUUUCUGCUUCAAUGUUUGGAAGAUUUAGAUCGUAACUUGAGAAAAUUUAAUUCGAGGUUAUUCGUUAUCCGUGGUCAGCCUGCAGACGCACUUCCGAAACUUUUCAAAGAAUGGGGGACGACAGUUCUCACUUUCGAAGAAGACCCAGAACCAUUUGGGAGAGUCAGAGAUCACAACAUAACAGCACUAUGUAAUGAACUAGGAAUAACGGUUAUACAACGUGUAUCUCACACACUCUACCAUCUCGAAGAUAUAAUAGAGAGAAAUGGUGGAAAGGCGCCAUUAACAUACAACCAAUUUUUAGCUAUAAUAGCUACGAUGGGCCCUCCGCCGAAACCUGAAUUACCUGUUUAUGGUUGGCACAACGGGGCGUAUACACCUUUGAGUGAUGAUCAUGAUGAUAAAUAUGGUGUUCCAACUUUAGAAGAAUUGGGAUUUGACACGGAAGGUUCAAAUCCACCAACGUGGCUUGGUGGUGAAAGUGAGUCAUUGGCACGCUUAGAAAGACACUUGGAAAGAAAAGCAUGGGUUGCCUCCUUUGGACGGCCAAAAAUGACACCUCAAUCAUUAUUACCUUCGCAAACAGGACUAUCACCUUACUUAAGAUUCGGCUGUUUAUCCACCAGACUGUUCUAUUACCAACUAACUGAUUUGUACAAGAAAAUUAAAAAGGCAUUUCCGCCUUUGUCGUUGCACGGUCAAUUGUUAUGGCGAGAGUUCUUUUAUUGUGCUGCUACCAAAAAUUCGAACUUCGAUAAGAUGUUAGGAAAUCCCAUAUGCGUACAAAUACCUUGGGAUAAAAAUGCUGCAGCAUUAGCAAAGUGGGCAAACGGUCAGACAGGAUUUCCCUGGAUAGAUGCAAUCAUGACACAACUGAGACAAGAAGGAUGGAUCCACCAUAUAGCAAGACACGCUGUAGCUUGUUUCCUAACGCGAGGAGAUCUUUGGAUAUCGUGGGAAGAGGGAAUGAAGGUAUUUGAGGAACUCUUAUUGGAUGCCGAUUGGUCAGUGAAUGCCGGUACUUGGAUGUGGUUAUCAUGUUCCAGUUUCUUUCAACAGUUUUUUCACUGUUAUUGCCCAGUUAAGUUCGGGAGAAAAGCCGACCCUAAUGGAGAUUAUAUAAGAAAAUAUCUUCCAAUAUUGAAGAAUAUGCCAAUUCAGUAUAUUCAUGAGCCUUGGCUGGCUCCUGAAAAAAUACAACAGUCAGCGAAGUGCAUCAUAGGAAAAGAUUAUCCUCUUCCUAUGGUCAAUCAUACUGUAGCUUGUAGAAUUAACAUCCAGAGGAUGAAGCAAGUAUACCAACAGCUGAAAAAUUACCAAAUAAUUGAGAAUGCAAAAUGUGAAAGAAGAGAACAAGAUGGAAAUGCAACAAUUGUAAAAAAUGUUGUAAUGUCUGAUUAUUAGAUAGGAAACAUGAUAAAUGAUAAAAUUAUUUUCGAUGUAAAAUAUCGUACGUACGUUAACCUAGCGGACGAAUUUUUUCAAAAAUUACUUUUGAUUGGCUUAAUAAUUGCCGUUUUUUAACCACCUUUUCUACAGUGAAAUUCGAAGAAUUAGUUGUUAAUUAUUUAAAAAAAAACCUAUGGUCCGCUAUGUUAACACAUAAGUUAACGAGCCACCGCCUGAAAAACCGCUUCUCUACGUACGGCAAUUAUAUUUGAACACAUCAAUAAUUGCCGCCUAAUUUGCCGUUCAAGAAAUCAUCGUUGAUUUAUCCGGAGCACAUUGGGGUCGGGCGCAAAGUUGGGAAAUAGCAAUUUUCCAUAUAACUUAGCGAGCCCCACCCUGAAAAACCGCUUCUCUAUGUACGGCAAUUAUAUUUAAACACAUCAAUAAUCCGAAUUUCACUUCAGAAAAGGCAGCUAAAAACGGCAAGUAUUAAGCUAAUCAAAAGUAAUUUUUGAAAUAAUUGGUCCGCUAUGUUAACGUACGUGUACCACGAGCGUUAACAUAACAUAACAUAGCCACUUAUGUGUUAAGAUAGCGGAUCAUAGGUUUUUGUUUAAAUAACUAAGGGCAAAUUCUUGGAGUUUCACGGCAAAAAAGCGGCAAUUAUUAAGUUAAUCAAAAGUCAUUUUUGAAAAAAUUG